CUCCCUGUCAUGUUGCCUCAUGUAUACUUACUUAUCCGGCCAAGAGCUGUUACCUGUGGAUCAAAAGGCGGUGCUGAUCACAGGUGUGAGGCCAAAUUAAAUUCCUGCGUGUUGUAAAACUGGUUGGUUUGGCUGCAAAGUUUGAACUUGGAUAGGGCUCUAAUUAGGAUUAUCCAGCCUUAUCCCAACCCAGAAAAUUCUUCCAAGAUAAGAACAUUAGUUCCAGAAUCAUUUGCGGGGAGGUCAUCACGCCCCACCCCAGCCUGAGGCCACCAUCCACUGGGGUGAAAGCAAACAGGGGGCGCGGAUGGAAGUGAAUCAGAGGUUCUCUCAAUUCCCUGAGAAGUGGUCUCUAAAGCGACUUGUCUACUUUUCCUUUUCCUUUACCCUGAUAAAGAAAUUCUCUAAGACAAAAUGCAAGUUGGCACUUGUUGGAAUUUUGAAGUGCUGCGGGAAACAAGCUUCUUCAGCGAAAGCAAAACAAAACAAAACAAAGGUAGCGAUUCUGGGAUUGGCCAUGCUUUGUCUAAGCAUCUGGAUGAGCUGGGCUUCACAGUAUUUGCCGGAGUUCUGGAUGCAAAGGGAUCAGGAGCGGAGGAAUUACGAAGAAGCUGCUCCAAGCGCCUGUCUGUGCUCCAGUUGGACAUCACUGACCCGCAGCAGAUCAAAGACGCCUACAGCAAAGUCCUGGAGAAGGUGCAGAACAGAGGACUGUGGGCUGUGGUCAACAAUGCUGGGAUCAUUUGCUUCCCAGCCGAGGGGGAGCUCAUCCCCAUGACCCACUACAAACGAUGCAUGGCUGUGAACUUCUUUGGGGCAGUGGAAGUCACGAAGGCAUUUUUGCCUCUUCUUAGGAGAUCCAAAGGGAGGCUGGUGAGCAUCAGCAGCAUGGCAGCAGGGGUCCCAAUGGAAAAGCUGGCAGCUUAUGGGUCAUCCAAGGCGGCUCUGACCAUGUUUUCGGCAGUCAUGAGACGAGAACUUUCCAAAUGGGGAAUUAAAGUCUCUGUCAUCCAGCCCGGAGGCUUCCAAACAAAUAUCGCAGGCACGAGUGAAAUGCAGGACAAGCUGGAGAAGAACCUCUUGGACCACCUCACCCCGGACGUGCAGGAAGACUACGGCCAGGACUAUAUCCUCGCAGAACGGAAUUUUCUCAGUGUAUUGAACGUGAAGUCUCAACCAGAUGUCUCCCCGGUGCUCCGGGACAUCCGGCACGCCAUCUCCGCUAAAAGCCCCUUCGCCUUUUACGCACCGGGGAAGGAGUCUUAUCUGUUCCUCUGUUUUGCUUCCUUUGUCCCUACUUGCGUAUUUGAUCUUUUUCUCAAGAACGAUGGACAGAGCAUGCCCAGAGCUCUAAGGAUGCCUAACUGGAAGAAUAAGGCCAUGUAGACAAAUAAGCGCCCAGUGUUAUAGACGAGGGAAACCCGAGCUUCCCAUUAAAGUUGUGGUUUCUACCUUCA
Messenger RNA from Equus caballus (horse), 1457 nucleotides. The record is from RefSeq and is a predicted model, not a curated record. NCBI's taxonomy places the organism in Eukaryota, Metazoa, Chordata, Mammalia, Perissodactyla, Equidae.